AUGCUUAUUCCCAAGCAAAACCGUAACGAAACCUACAAGGCGCUCUUCUCCGAGGGUGUCAUCUGGGCCAAGAAGGACUACAACUUGCCGAAGCACCCGGAGGUUGGGCAAUCGGGUGAGAACCCGAUCGACGUCCCGAACCUGCACGUGAUCAAGCUCAUGCAGUCGUUCAAGUCCAAGGGAUUCGUCAACGAAAUCUUCUCCUGGAGACACUACUACUGGUACCUGACGGAUGAGGGCAUCGAGUACUUGCGCGAGUACCUCAACUUGGGUCCGGACGUGGUGCCGAACACGCUCAAGAAGGCGGCGCGCGCGCCGACGCGCGAGCCGGAGGCCCCGCGUGGUGGCCGCGGCGGCCGCGGUGGCUUCGGUGGCGACCGCGGCGGAUACCGCAGCGAGCGCCCGCCGCGACAAUAA
Molecule: messenger RNA, 417 nt
Organism: Ostreococcus tauri
Lineage: Eukaryota; Viridiplantae; Chlorophyta; Mamiellophyceae; Mamiellales; Bathycoccaceae
Product: Plectin/S10, N-terminal
Exons: 1
Coding region: 1-417 (138 amino acids)
Cellular component (GO): cytosolic small ribosomal subunit
Molecular function (GO): RNA binding; structural constituent of ribosome
Source: RefSeq, a predicted model, not a curated record